UUGGCGAAGCCUCUAAGGCCUCAGUAUGAUGGAGGGAUAGUUUUGAACCCGGAACUGAAGGAUGGAUUGAAGGGCUGGACAACUUUUGGAGACGCGAAAGUUGAGCAUGGACAGUCGUCCCAUGACGGCAACAACUACAUUGUUGCUUCUAAGAGACACCAACCCUUUCAUAGUUUCACGCAGAAGUUCGAUUUAGACAAGGAUAAACUUUACACCUUCUCGGCCUGGUUACAAGUAAGCGACGGGAAUGCUGACAUAGCAGCUGUUUUCAAGACACAACACAGCUAUGAAACUGCCGGAUGGGUGACGGCGCAAAAGGGCUGCUGGUCGAUGCUUAAGGGUGGUGUUGUAGUCAAUGCAUCUGGCCCGGCAGACUUGUUCUUUCAGAGCAACAAUACAGAAGUUGAUAUUUGGGCAGACAGCAUCUCCUUGCAACCAUUUACACACGAAGAGUGGAAAUCCCACCAACAACAGAGCAUUGAGAAGGUACGCAAGAGUAGGGUGAAAUUCCAGGCGGUGGAUCAGUAUGGCCGGCCCAUUGCAAACGCGACGGUUUCCAUCAAACAACGGCGGCCGAACUUCCCAUUGGGCUGCGCGAUCAACCAAAACAUCCUCCGAAACUCCGCGUACCAGAGCUGGUGGUCAUCAAGAUUCAAACACACCGUCUUCGAGAACGAACUCAAAUGGUACUCCAACGAAAGAUCCCGCGGCUCCGAAGACUACUCCGUCUCCGACGCCCUGGUGCAGUUCGCCAGGUCCCACGGCGCCGCUGUUCGUGGGCACAACGUUUUCUGGAACGACCCACGAUACCAGCCUUCGUGGGUCGGUGGACUUUCGACGAACGACUUGUGGGCAGCUGCGAAUAGGAGAAUAUACUCGGUGGUGGGCAGAUACAAAGGGCAGCUCUUUCACUGGGAUGUCGUGAACGAGAACCUGCACUACAACUUCUUCGAGAGCAGGCUGGGCUACAACGCAUCCAACGUUUUCUACCAGAAGGCGAACGAGAUUGACUCCAGAACGACGCCGUUCCUGAACGAGUACAACACCAUUGAAGAGAGCAAGGAUGGAGCUUCAUCGCCCUCCAAAUAUUUGCAGAAGAUAAAUCAGCUAAGGAACCAGGGGUAUAAUGGUCCAUUGGGGAUUGGUCUGGAGGGCCAUUUCUCUUAUGCCAAUCUGCCCUAUAUAAGGUCUGCUAUUGAUACCCUUGCAUCUGCCAAAUUGCCCAUUUGGGUCACUGAACUGGAUGUCUCCGCCGGCCCCAAUCAGGCAAAUUACUUGGAACAAAUCCUAUGGGAGCUUCACUCGCACUACGCGGUGCAAGGAAUAAUAAUUUGGGCAGCAUGGAGUCCGCGGGGGUGCUACAGGAUGUGUUUGACGGACAACAAUUUCAGAAACUUGGCAACCGGCAACGUUGUGGACAAGGUCAGAGGGCAAUGGGCUCAGGCAGAUGGUGUGCAGGGAACCACAAAUUCCAAGGGCCUGUUUGAAGCUUCACUUUACCAUGGCGAAUACGAAGCCAAAAUCAGUCACCCUAAGACUAACAAAUUUUCUAAUUUGAAGAAAUUUAGUGUUCUGCCAAACAAGAAUGCAAAAGACUUGUUCCAUUUGAAGUUUAGUGUAUAGGUUGGAGAAUGAGAUAU
Sesamum indicum (sesame) is the source of this 1640-nucleotide messenger RNA. RefSeq names its product endo-1,4-beta-xylanase 5. Gene Ontology annotation, biological process: carbohydrate metabolic process. Gene Ontology annotation, molecular function: hydrolase activity, hydrolyzing O-glycosyl compounds. Lineage: Eukaryota; Viridiplantae; Streptophyta; Magnoliopsida; Lamiales; Pedaliaceae. The record is from RefSeq and is a predicted model, not a curated record.